GAGCGAACCCAAAAUCCCCUUCCAAUACCUUUCAAAUGGAGGAACUGAUCUCCCCUUCGUCAUCUUCCUCUCCUACACCUCCCCCCUUCUACUCCAUCCAACCCCAACCCCUUACGAUCCCACCGGGAAAUUCGCCGGAAGCUCUCCCAACUUCGGGUCUUCAGUACAUCCUCCAGUGCUUGCUGCACUCACGCUCUGAAUGGUGGACUUACGCCAUUUUCUGGCGGGUCUCCCCUGACCACACGCUCCUGAGCUUUGGCGACGGCCAUUUCCGUGGUAAGCUCGUCUCCGCCACAGCCGACGGAAGCAACGACGGAGACGACGCCGAGUGGUUCUACGCGGUAUCGCUAACCCGAUCCUUCAUCAUCGGCGAGUCCACCAUGCCGUCCCGCGCCUACGGCUCUCUCGCCCCUGUCUGGCUCACCGGCUCCCACGCGCUCCAAACCUGCGGCUGCGAUCGAUCACGCGAAGCCGAAAUGCACGGCAUUGAAACCCUAGUCUGCAUUCCUUCGUCCACUGGCGUCCUCGAACUCGGAUCCUCCGAUCUGAUAGGCGAAAACUGGGUUUUAGUCCAACAAGCAAAAUCUCUCCUCUCCACCGCCGACGAACCCACCGCCGCACUCUCUCAAUCUCAGCCAACCCCCCAUCUCUCCAAAAACGGCCAUUUCACCGGCUUAUCUUCGUCAGUCGAUUCCGAGCAUUCCGAUUCUGAAGGCGGGCCGAUGGUCGACCGGCGCCGACCGAAGAAGAGGGGAAGAAAGCCGGGAUCCGCUCGGGAGACAACGGUAAACCACGUUGAAGCCGAGCGGCAACGGCGGGAGAAGCUCAACCACCGUUUCUACGCCCUAAGAUCCGUAGUCCCCAACGUCUCGAGAAUGGACAAAGCUUCCCUGCUCGCCGACGCUGUUUCCUAUAUCAAGGAUCUUAGAGCAAAGGUAGAAGAACUCGAGGCGGAGGCCAAGAGAUCGAAAAAGGAGGUCGUUGUUGACCAGGGAAAUAGUUCUGGUGGUACUCCGACCAGUGGAUUAACCGGCGAGCCGGCAACCAUUGAGCUCGAGGUUAAACUUCUCGGCCAUGACGCCAUCAUCAGAGUUCAAUCUGAGAACUUAGUCCACCCGCCGGCGAGGUUAAUGGCUGCGCUGCGCGACCUGGAGCUUGUGGUUCACCACGCCACUGUAUCAGGUUAUAAGGAAGUUAUGAUGAUACAGGAUGUGGUUGUUCGGGUGCCUGAAGCGCUACAGAGCGAUGAUAAGUUAAGGUCUGCUUUACUCGUUAUGCUACAGAAGAGUGAGUGAGUGAAUGUGUGCCCGCCGGCGGCGGCGAUUAGUCGCCGUGGUUUUGAUAUGCUUUUUUAAUCGGUGCAUGAUCCGCUCAUGUGCACACUGGACAAUAACAGAAGUACUGACUGAUGAGUGGGCAUAAAAGUUUUUGUGUGAAGGGCCUCUGUUGUCCUUUUUUUUAAUAUUAAAAUAAUGAGAAAUGAUUUUCCAAAAAAAAAAAAUUUAUAUAGAGAGCUUUUAAAACA
Molecule: messenger RNA, 1525 nt
Organism: Dendrobium catenatum
Lineage: Eukaryota; Viridiplantae; Streptophyta; Magnoliopsida; Asparagales; Orchidaceae
Product: transcription factor MYC3-like
Exons: 1
Coding region: 36-1295 (419 amino acids)
Biological process (GO): regulation of DNA-templated transcription
Cellular component (GO): nucleus
Molecular function (GO): DNA-binding transcription factor activity; protein dimerization activity; transcription cis-regulatory region binding
Source: RefSeq, a predicted model, not a curated record